AUGGCCACACAGCUCCUAGUUCUUGCCGCCCUCCUCCUCCUGCCCCUCGUCGUCGUCCUGGUUGGAAAGCAGCACGGGCCCCGUAAGGGCAAGAACGGCGCCCGGCUCCCGCCGGGCCCACCGGGUCUGCCGUUCAUCGGCAACCUGCUGUUGCUGAGGCGCCACUCGUCCGACGUGGAGGCGCUGCUCCGACGCCUCGUCGCGCGCUACGGCCCCGUCGUAUCUCUGCGGGCAGGGUCGAACCUGUCGAUCUUCAUCGGUGACCGCCGCGUCGCGCACGCGGCGCUGGUCGAGAGCGGCGCCGCGCUCGCCGACCGCCCCGCGGUCACGCGCGCGCUCCUGGGGGAGAGCGGCAACACCAUCUCGCGGUCCAGCUACGGGCCCGUGUGGCGCCUCCUGCGCCGCAACCUCGUCGCCGAGACGCUGCACCCAUCGCGGGUGAAGCUGUUCGCGCCUGCGCGCGCGUGGGUGCGCCGCGUGCUCGCGGAGAAGCUCGGGCGGGAGGCCGAGGAGGCCCAGGUGAGAGCCCAGGCGCCGCCCCCCGUGAUGGAGGCGUUCCGGUACGCCAUGUUCUGCCUCCUGGUGCUCAUGUGCUUCGGCGAGCGGGUGGAUGAGCCCGCGGUGCGCGCCAUCGCGUCCGCACAGUACGGCUGGCUCAUGUUCGUGGCCAAGAACAUGAGCGUGUUCGCGUUCUGGCCGGCACUGACCAGAAUCCUCUUCCGCGGCCGCCUCCAGAAGGGGCUUGCCGCCCGACAGCGGCAGAAGGAGCUCUUCGUGCCACUGAUUGACGCGCGCCGAGUGCGCAAGCAGCAGCAGCAGCUCAAGAACCAACAAGGUGGUGCCGCGGUGGCGCCAGAAGAGGAGACGACGACGUUCGAGCACUCGUACGUGGACACGCUGCUCGACAUCAGGCUACCCGAAGAGGGGGACCGCGCGCUCACUGACGACGAGAUGUCCAACCUCUGCUCCGAGUUCCUCACCGCCGGCACCGACACGACGUCCACCGCGCUGCAGUGGAUCAUGGCCGAGCUGGUCAAGAACCCGGAAGCACAGGAGAAGCUCUACAGCGAGAUCAAGGCGACGUGCGGCGAAGAGCAAGGGGAGGUCGCCGAGGAGGACACGCACAAGAUGCCGUACCUCAAGGCCGUCGUCCUCGAGGGACUGCGCCGGCACCCCCCUGCACACUUCUUGCUGUCGCACAAGGCGGCGGAGGACAUGGAGGUCGGCGGGUACCUGAUCCCCAAGGGCGCGACGGUGAACUUCACGGUGGCAGAGAUGGGAUGGGACGAGCGGGAGUGGGACAGGCCCAUGGAGUUCGUGCCGGAGCGGUUCCUGGCAGGCGGCGACGGUGAGGGCGUGGACGUGACUGGCAGCAGGGAGAUCAAGAUGAUGCCCUUCGGCGCUGGGCGGCGAAUUUGCGCCGGGCUCGGCAUCGCCAUGCUUCACUUGGAGUACUUCGUGGCCAACUUGGUCCGGGAAUUCGAAUGGAAAGAGGUGCCCGGCUACGAGGUGGAUUUCGCCGAGACACGCGAGUUCACCACCGUCAUGAAGAAACCGCUCCGGGCGCAGCUGGUGCGCAGAACCACUUGUUUGAAUGGCGAUUGA
This is a messenger RNA of Miscanthus lutarioriparius, 1605 nucleotides long. Lineage: Eukaryota; Viridiplantae; Streptophyta; Magnoliopsida; Poales; Poaceae. The record is from the annotation of a GenBank genome assembly.